AUGAGAGCAAAAGACACUUGCGUUGCGUUCGACUGGUACCCGUUCAUAGGGCAGGCGCCGUGGGAAGUGACGAGAGUGUGGGUCGUCGCGGCGGCGGGUGGCGAGGCGGUGGCGGUGGAGCUGGCGGUGGCGAACCCGAACCGGGUGUCGGCGGAGCCGGCGCCGCACGCGGCGGGCGGGGGGUACGCGGCGUUCGGGGCGAGCGCGGGGUGUGUCGAGACGACGGCGGGCGGCGGCAUCACGGCCAAGACGUACGAGGCGACCGCGCGCUUCGCCGUCGGCGACAACGUUACCCCCGUCCGCGAGUGCACGGCGGAGGGGCCCUGCGAGUUCGUCCUUGUGUUGGAGCGCGCGCCCGUGCUGCUCGCGCCGACGAUGACGGCGUGCCAGGGUACCUGUCGAUCGGAUUAG
This is a messenger RNA of Durotheca rogersii, 411 nucleotides long. RefSeq lists its product as uncharacterized. The record is from RefSeq and is a predicted model, not a curated record. Lineage: Eukaryota; Fungi; Ascomycota; Sordariomycetes; Xylariales; Xylariaceae. Bases 1 to 411 code for a protein of 136 amino acids. The transcript has 3 exons.